AUGCGUGUGCCGCCGUCUUUCCGCCUCUCCGCUCACCCGGACCGUGCAGAGCAGAUCCUUUCCCAGGUGUCCGCCUCGCUCGAGGUUAUGGCCAGCGAGGCAGCCCGCGUGUCGCUCCUUUGGAUCAUGGCGGACUUCGGCCAAUUCAUCGAGGGGUCCAUCGUCCUGCUGGACGAAAUUAGCCGUGACAUUGGGCCGAGCACAUCGGCCGAGCUGCGCCUGGCCGUCCUGUCGGCAGCCAUGCGCCUCUUCUUCAAGGACCCGGCCAACAUGAAGCAAAUCCUGUCCCGCAUCCUUCGCUUCGAGAUCGACGCCGAGCUCCCCCUCGCCAAGGCCGACACCCGCGAUCGAGCCCUCUUCUAUUUGCGUCUUCUGCACUAUUCGCCCGAAGUGGCCGAGCGGAUUGUCGGCCAGCCGUCGGCCACCGGGGCCGGCCAGGCCGGCAAGACCCCGGCCGAUGAACAGUUCCUCGACUUCUUCGAGUUCAAUUCCCUGAGCGUCGUCUUCCAGCGGCCUGCGGUCUCCUUCACCACUCCACUGCCGCCCUUCAGCUCGAUGCUCCAGAGGCCACGGUCGGCCGGUCCGAUUGGACGUGUGGCCGGCACUUCCGCGGCCUCUGCCCCGGCUGCCGACCCGCUUGCGGGCCCACUUCUCGGCGAGGCCAUGGCCCCGGCGGCCGGCGUGUCAGCCGGCGCCGGUGGCACGGGCCAUCUCCUGGACGUGAUGGACUUCUCGGCGGGGGGCCGGGCCGGCGGUGCUUCGGCCAGUCCCGAGGAUCUGGCCAGCCAGCUGCUUGGACUGGACUUCUCCUCGGCGACUUCCACUUCGGCGGUCGCCCUCUCCGGAAGCCCGCGGUCGCCGAUGGACGAGCUCUUCGGGCUGGACACGCCGCCGACCAUGCCGGCUGGGGCGGCCAUUGCCGCCGCCACCGCCCCCUCUGCCUCCUCUCCCGGGACGUCUGCCCUGACCCCGGCAGCCUUGGAGCUGGACUCCGGGAGCUUCCGCCGGGCUUGGCGGCAGUUUGCCCAGCCCGGCCAGGCGCGGCAGGUGACCCUGCCGGCGCCCGGGCACGCCGGCACCCUGUCGGCCGACCAGCUGUCCCUGCUCUUUGAAGCUGCCCUGGAAGAGCAGGCCAAGCUGACGACCUUUGCCUCGGGCACGGUGGCCGCCAAUGGGGCCCUUCGCCUGCUGAUGCCGACGCCACUGUGGUGA
Molecule: messenger RNA, 1212 nt
Organism: Fonticula alba
Lineage: Eukaryota; Rotosphaerida; Fonticulaceae
Exons: 5
Coding region: 1-1212 (403 amino acids)
Biological process (GO): vesicle-mediated transport
Source: RefSeq, a predicted model, not a curated record